UUACAGUACAGUUGAUUUGACGUUUGUUUUAUCAUGACUUAAUAGUUGCAGUUGCAGUGGUCUAUUAUUUAUUAUUUCCGCGGAAAAUUACUUUUAGGGAAUUCAUAUAGAUAAACAAAUUAAAUUAUAUCCCUAUAUAAAUACAAUGGAAGAAAACGUGGAAGAGGAAAAGUGCACCAUCAAUAGUUUGCCUGACGAAAUAAUCUCCUUGGUAUUGUUGAAUAAUGAUUACAGGGAUAUUGUAAGUUUUGGUUCUACAUGUAAACGCUUCAAUGAGUUGGUACAAAACGAUCAAACUCUCUGGAAGCUUCAGUUUAAGCGCACGUUACCAGUAGAUCUAAUAGAAAAUGUAAAGAGUGACUGUGAAACUGAUUGGCUGGCUGAAACCAAAAGGUAUUUCACACUUAAACAGCAACUAUAUGCUGAAGUGAUAUUAAUGUCUCCCAAAUUAUAUAGAAGGAGUCCCGACAUCAGUUUAACAGAUAUUGAACCUUUCUUCGAAUUAGCAUUAUCUCACAACUUAAAUUAUUACUAUACAAUUCAUAUAUUGCAAAGCAUGGUGAAGUUUGGUUCAAAAAAUUUGGGAAGAGAGCCUAUUAAAAAGCCAUAUACACUAACUGAUAUCCAUUAUGCCAAAAUUGUACUUCGUCAUCUAAUGCACACAUUCCUUGCCUUCAAAUGGGUAAAGAUGCAUCACAAAGAUGAAUUGUCACCAGAAAGAGUUGUAAACUUCUUUAUUCAAUGGACUGAUACAGAUUUGAUAUAUGUUGAUGAAGAAGUAGAUAAUGAGGUACUCGAACUUGUCAAAAAGGUGGAGGACUUAUUGGAGAAGCCUUCUAAAUCCAGGCCAGGAGAUACAGUUAAGGAACUAUGUGCUGAAGGGGUUAUCAAGGAGAGACAAGUGCUUGAAGCCAUUUCUCAAGUGAUCUACAGUCAAAGGCGCAUGGCUACUGUGUCAACAGCAAACGUGGACACUCUUAACAUUAUGAAGGUGUUAAGUGGCAAUUGUGGUAAUGUCAUAGCUAUAGGAUCAGUUUACAAUGCAGUAGCAAAAAUAUUUGGAAUAAACUGUGAGCUUAUUGCAUUUCCGAACCAUUUGUUCCUUGAAUGGCGAGAUUGCAGUGAAAGGCAACCUAAGCUGUAUACUAUUGAACUAGCUACGGGGGACAUACACCCAAAACGGCGAUGUCCGUUUUCACAAGGAGGACCCGUGAGCACCUACAAAUAUUACGCGGAUUCCUUACUCCAGUACAUUUAUUCCGUGUUUCAUGCAAGUAUGGGAGCCAUUAAAAAUUGGCACACGCAAAAUUCUCUACAUCUGUUAGAUUUUCUGGGAACAGAUAACCAUGAAUAUAAUCCAUACAAGAAUUUCCUUCCGUACUUGUUAGAUCUUACUCAUUUACCCGCAAUGAAUAUGCCACUCGAUCUUAAAUAUCUUGACUCAUCGCAAAUACAGAUUAUAAGAUCGUUAACGAAUUUAAACGCUCCAUUCAACACUGCGCUCAGAGAUCUGGUCGUGAAGAACCACAAUAGUCGUGUCACAUACGCCGCUGGUAUGAUUUGCUACCAUAAGAAGUAUGACUACACGUGCAUAGUUCGCGGCUGGGACGUGACCUGCGCCGUUGAGUGGCAGGAAAUUGAUACCCUAGAAUUCGCGAACCAGCCAUUCUACCACGUUAUAGCAGCUGAUCAGUCCGAGAGAUAUGUGGCUCAAGAAAAUUUGCAACCUGUACCAAGGCCGUGCAGGUUAUACCAUUUAGAAGAUUUUAUUGCUCGUGAGUUCUCCCACUUCGACGGAUUCGCAUAUGUGCCCAACAGUGAGAAAAUAGUAGAAUACCCUGACGAAGCUCCCAUUACCAACACGUACCGCAACCACAACCACCUGCGGGCAGCGCCACCUAGGCCAUAAGUUUAUUACAUUUAGAAUUCUAAUUAUCCAUAUAUCGUGUAUAACUUAUUUAUUCUUAUUGGUGUAAUAU
Pectinophora gossypiella (pink bollworm) is the source of this 1979-nucleotide messenger RNA. RefSeq names its product F-box only protein 21-like. The record is from RefSeq and is a predicted model, not a curated record. NCBI's taxonomy places the organism in Eukaryota, Metazoa, Arthropoda, Insecta, Lepidoptera, Gelechiidae. Gene Ontology annotation, molecular function: DNA binding; protein binding. Bases 146 to 1909 code for a protein of 587 amino acids. The transcript has 10 exons.